AUGGCCCCCUGUCCCCAGCCUGACUCCUGCCUGGUUGGCAGCCCCCUCGGCCUGAUCUGUUUGUCCCUUUUGCUCAUCCCUGCUGCAGCUGGAACCUACUGCGAGUGUAGCCUUGGCCUCAGCCGCGAGGCCCUCAUUGCCCUGCUGGUGGUGCUGGCGGGCAUUGGCGCCAGCUGCUUCUGCGCUCUCAUCAUCGUGGCAGUUGGCAUCAUUCGAGCCAAGGGUGAAACAUGCCCUGGACACAUGGACAACAGGUUGGUGGGGCACUUCGGAGCUCAGGAAGAUCACAUGGACCUGCACGCGGUGCACGUGGAGUCCCACCUCAUGGCCCCUGAAAUGGAGAUCUCCAUGACGCCGCCCCUGGAAGAUCAUGGCCUCACGACCAUCACUGUGGACUCGACCCUAGCGGAGCUGCCCCCCCAACCCCCGCCGCCUGAGUAGGGCUUCGGGCAGCUGGGGGAAGGAGAAUUAAACAGUAGU
Messenger RNA from Balaenoptera ricei (Rice's whale), 480 nucleotides. RefSeq names its product transmembrane protein 210 (gene TMEM210). Lineage: Eukaryota; Metazoa; Chordata; Mammalia; Artiodactyla; Balaenopteridae. Bases 1 to 441 code for a protein of 146 amino acids. The record is from RefSeq and is a predicted model, not a curated record. The transcript has 4 exons.